GAUAUAAAAUUUAACUUCCGUCGAUCGUCUGAUUUAUAAUGUUGUCAAACUGUGCGUGCGUGCAGUAGCAGAAGUAGCAGCAGCAGCAGCAGCAGCAAACACUUGUAACUUGCAAAAUUUUUGACGUGACUCUUUGGCUUUAAUCAUGAGUAGGAAAAACAAAUCCGCGACAGGUUUGGGUCGUUCCUUGAUUAAAGACAGGUUUGGGAGUACCAAAGGAAGAAGAGGUGGUGAUGUCUCAAUGCUGCACACAACAGAAAUUGAUGAUGGGUAUGACUGGGGUCGUUUAAAUCUUCAGUCAGUCACCGAAGAGAGCUCCUUUCAAGAGUUCCUGUCCACAGCUGAACUUGCCAACACAGAAUUCCAAGCUGAGAAAUUGAACAUAACAUUUGUGAAUCCCCUGACCAAUGUUGGGCUUCUUAGUAAAGAUGAGAGAGAGGCUGUUGAAAAGAGUCAUUUGGAACAUGAAGGAGAUCUCCAGAUUCCUCGACGGCCCAAAUGGACAGAAACCACCACACCAGAGGAGCUCGAUCUUUUAGAAAAGGAAGGGUUCUUGGAAUGGAGGCGCCGUCUUGCACUAUUGCAGGAGUCUAAGGGACUAAUUCUGACCCCAUAUGAAAAAAACCUGGAGUUUUGGAGACAGCUUUGGAGAGUUGUUGAGCGCAGUGAUGUCAUUGUUCAAAUUGUGGACGCGAGAAACCCUUUACUUUUUCGCUGUAAAGAUCUUGAAGCUUAUGCUAAAGAGGUAUCACCCCAUAAGGAUAAUCUUAUCUUAAUUAACAAAGCAGACUUUUUGACUGAAAAGCAAAGGCAAUAUUGGGCUGAUUAUUUCACUUCACUAUCUGUUCGAGCUGCAUUUUUCAGUGCUACCCUCGCCUCUGAAGAAGACAACAAGGAAACUGAAUCAGCCGAAUCAAGUAAUGAUGAUAGCAGUGAAACAGAGAGUGAGGAGGAGGAAGCUUCUGCAAGAGUGACAGACACAGGACCGAACAGCUCUGCUGACAGUGAAGACUUAUCUGUGAAUCAUUUAAAACAACAUGGAUUGCUCAAAGAACAAGAUGCCCCCAUCAAAGGCAAUAAUGAUAAACGGCCUGAUAAACUAGAAGAUUCCGAUUCCAGUCAGAAUUCUGCAAAGCUUCUCUCCCGAAAGGACCUAAUUUCCUUUUUGAAGACUGUCCACCAAGGGAAAAGAGUUACUCAGAAUGUGGUUACUAUUGGCUUAGUUGGAUACCCCAACGUUGGUAAGAGUUCAACUAUAAAUUCUCUUUUGGCAGAAAAAAAAGUAUCUGUAUCUGCAACACCAGGAAAAACAAAACAUUUCCAGACUUUGUAUUUAGAUGAGGAUAUUUUGCUAUGCGAUUGUCCUGGACUGGUUAUGCCAAGUUUUGUGGCUACCCGAGCUGAAAUGGUUCUCAAUGGCAUUCUCCCCAUUGACCAGCUUAGAGAUCAUGUGGAACCCGUGAAUUUGUUGUCGUCUUUAAUACCUCGUCAUGUCCUUGAAGACUGCUACAGUAUCAUGAUUCCACCUCCCCUGGAAGGGGAGGAUCCUUCAAGACCACCUACAUCUCAGGAGCUGCUAAAUGCUUUUGGCUUAAGCAGAGGAUUUAUGACACACAAAGGUCUCCCAGACAAUCCUCGUUCGGCAAGAAUCAUUCUGAAAGACUUUGUUAAUGGGAAAUUGCUUUACUGUAAUGCCCCUCCUGUAAUUGAACAGUCGGAUUAUCAUAGCUUUCCUCCUAGGCAACGUCCAACUAAACACUCAUCCAAAACUAUUACUCCUCAAAGCACCAAAGUAAUGAGGCCGAACAAAGAAACUUCAGAAGAUCUGGAUAAUGCUUUUUUCCUUAAAGCAAAUUUGGGAUCACACUUGAAAGGUCGUCGGCUUAUUCCAACUGGCAGUAAAGCAAGUGAUGAACUGAACAGUGAUAAGUCAUGGAAAAAGCACAAUAAGCGUAAUAAGAAAGAAAAGCUCCGACGUUUGUAUGGGCAUCUUGAUGCUUGACAUACUGCUUGUAGAACAAUAACUUUUCCAGGUGGAGCAAAGAACGCCUUGCUUUUACAUUGCUAACUGCGUGGUGUGCUGAAAUAGGGACUUUCUGUAAAUAGUUGUAUCCUGAUUGUUGUUGGUAAUAAUAAUUUGAUCCCAUCAAUGCAUUAUCAUUA
Thrips palmi is the source of this 2163-nucleotide messenger RNA. RefSeq names its product large subunit GTPase 1 homolog (gene Ns3). Gene Ontology annotation, biological process: ribosomal subunit export from nucleus. The transcript is spliced from 9 exons. Lineage: Eukaryota; Metazoa; Arthropoda; Insecta; Thysanoptera; Thripidae. The record is from RefSeq and is a predicted model, not a curated record. Gene Ontology annotation, cellular component: cytosol. Gene Ontology annotation, molecular function: GTPase activity; GTP binding. The coding region runs from base 146 to 2002 and encodes 618 amino acids.